AUGGAUUACGCCAGCUCCGGAUCAUGGCCUUCUCAGGUGCCGGCACCCGAGAAAUCUAGCAAGCUUUACAUUCGCGACUAUCCCCAUCGUGCAAUUGCCAUCGUCUCGUCUUCCCACGCCCUCAUAUUCCGCUAUAACUUUUCUAGUACCGGCACCGCCGCGAAUGGCUCCCUUACCUCUCUUGCAUCCACCCGUUCGCGACCAAACGGAGGCGACGGCACCGCAUCGAAAUGCAUGGUCGAAUUUACUCAUAUUACCAAGAAAACGCUGGCCGACUACCGUCCCUUAACUCCGCGACCCAUUUACGGAACGUUGGGAUUAAUAUCUGUAGAAGGAGACGUGUUCCUUUCAGUCGUAACACAUGCCACAAGAGUUGCCACCCUGAGGCCAGGCGAGACUGUGGAAAGGAUUGCUAGCGUUGCCUUUUUUUGCCUGAACAGUAGCGAAUGGGACGAUGUUGUGUCGCUUGACCCCUUGGACUCGGAGAUGUCGGAUGUCAACUCGGUCUAUGGACAGAACCUUAGAGGACGGGAAGUGACCGUUGAGCACCCAUGUACAGACCUUCGGAAGCUUCUAGGGAACGGGACUUUUUACUACAGCACUGAUUUUGAUCUCACGAACAGAUUACAGGACAGAACUGUGAACUCAUUCGUAUUCGAUAUCGACAACUUUGAUGAUUCUUUUUUGUGGAAUUCCUUCAUGAUUAGUCCGCUGGUCCAGUUUAGGUCUCGUCUGCUGCCCCAGGAGCGCGAUGCUCUUGAUUCCUCGAGAUUUCUGACUUCAGCUAUCCGUGGUUUCUGCCGUACAAUGGCAAUUCCGCAAACAAGCGCUCCUUUGAAGACUCGGUCAACUGGAUUACCGUCUUACCUAACAGUUAUCUCGCGUUUAUCCAGUAGAAGGGCUGGAACCCGAUUCAAUUCUCGAGGCAUCGAUGACGACGGCAAUGUGGCCAAUUUCGUAGAAACUGAAACCAUUUACUGGAGUCCUGGUGGUACACUGUUUUCAUACGCCCAGGUCAGGGGCUCCGUUCCAUUAUUCUGGGAACAGACCGCUGAGCUCAUUCCUGGCAAGCAAAACAUCACUAUCAUCAGGUCCCCUGAAGGGGCACAGCCAGCUUUCAACAAGCAUUUUGAUGACUUGGAACGAGCUUAUGGCGCUGUUCAUGUGGUUAACCUCCUCAGUGAGGGUAAGCCCGGCGAGGCUCAAUUAAGCCAACUUUAUCACCUUGCUGUACAGCACUGCCCAUUAAGUCAGGUUGGCGAGGAUGAGUCUCAAGAUCAUGCGCUGCUGCGAGAAACACACUACGACUUCCACGCCGAGACGAAAGGGCCGGGUGGGUACGAGGCCGCACGUCAGAUUCGCAGAUACAUCGAGAACUCUACGGAUGGGUUUGCUUAUUAUCUAGCUGAAGAAGCGGAAGAUGCCGAACCUGAUAGUCACGACUCUCGGGAUUCUCAUCGGAUGGUGGUAGUUCUCCAGCAAGAAGGUGUCUUCCGGACGAACUGUCUUGACUGCCUGGACAGAACAAAUCUUAUUCAAACCCUCAUAUCACAGAUGGCCACAGAAGCAUUCUUAGGCCAUCGGGGAGAGUAUGCAACAUCAGACUUCUGGAUGAGACACUCAACCCUAUGGGCAGACAAUGGGGACGCUUUGUCCAAGAUCUAUGCUGGGACUGGUGCACUGAAGUCAUCAUUUACACGCCAUGGGAAAAUGUCUCUGGCUGGCGCAGUUGCUGAUAUGCGUAAAUCCGUACAAAGGCUUUACCACAACAACUUCACAGACUCAGCAAGGCAGACGACAAUUGACCGCCUCCUUGGACGCCUAGUCAAUCAAGCACCCGUUCUCCUGUUUGACCCAAUUAGCGAUUAUGUCUCUGGUGAGAUCAAUAAGCGGAAUGCUGAGUUCUCGUCUAUUCAGGAUAUCACCAUGUUGGUUGGCACAUUCAACCUCAACGGUCGCACCGAGGGUGUUGACCACGAUCUUUCUUCGUGGCUCUGCCCAGAGGAGCUUGGUAGUGUGCUGCCGGAAAUCGUUGCUGUAGGGUUUCAGGAAAUCGUUGAAUUGAGUCCACAGCAGAUCAUGAACAGUGAUCCAUCGAGAAAACAGCUGUGGGAAAGCGCAGUAAGGAGAUGUUUGAACAAGCGUGCCCAAACACUCGAUGGGGAACGAUACGUUCUGCUUCGGAGCGGACAGCUUGUUGGGGCUGCUCUGUGCAUAUUUGUCAAGGCAUCCGUUUUGGCCAAAAUCAAGAAUGUCGAAGGAAGCGUCAAAAAGACAGGUUUGUCAGGAAUGGCGGGCAACAAGGGAGCAGUUGCCAUACGAUUUGACUUUGCGAAUACCCAAAUUUGCUUUGUGACAGCCCAUCUGGCCGCAGGCUUCUCGAAUUACGACGAGAGGAACAGGGACUAUGCGACAAUCCACCAUGGUCUACGGUUCCAACGCAACCGUGGCAUUGAUGAUCAUGAUGCUGUUGUCUGGCUGGGUGAUUUCAACUACCGGAUUGGUCUUACUUCUGAAGCUGUCCGCGGAUUGGUUAAGAAGCGAGACUUAGAGACGCUCUACGAGAAUGAUCAGCUGAACCUCCAGAUGAUUGCAGGACUAGCUUUUCCAUUCUACUCCGAGGCCCGGAUCAACUUUCUACCAACAUAUAAAUUUGAUCUUGGCACUGAUGAAUACGACACAUCUGAGAAGGCACGAAUCCCAGCAUGGACCGACCGCAUCUUGCGCAAAGGCUCCAAUUUACGUCAGCUGGCUUACAGCUCUGCGCCGCUGAAGUUCUCUGAUCACCGACCAGUGUAUGCCAUUUUCCAGUGCAACGUGAGCAUCGUCGAUGAAGCGCUGCGGGACCGUAUCAGCCAUGACCUCUACCAACGGCGGAAAGCGGAAGUUGGCGAUUCAAUCGCGAACUUGGAUUCAGAGGAAACCGACGAUGAGGAUCUCAUUGGCUACGAAGCCAUCGAGCCGGGAUUGCCCCCAGCGAGUUCUGAUCGUCAAAAGUGGUGGCUGGAGAACAAGCAGCAGGCGAGGGCCGACAUCAAACAGCCCAAGGCCCCUGACGGCCAUGCCACGAUUCUGAACCCUAACAGACCACCAAAUCCGUUUACGCCAACAGGCGAGCCGGACUGGGUGAACGUUCCGCGCUCAAGGCUGUCGUCGUUUUCAAGCGUGUCAACGUCACCGUAUGAAAAUGUCUAUGCCCCAAGUGACCUCUCAUCGUCAGCCACCAGCACAACGGCAAGGAGACUGCCGCCACCUUACGAUCCGUCUACACUUCCAGCCAAAAUGGGCAGACUGAAUAUUAAGGAAGAGAAGUCGUCGCAGCGGGGGGAAACACCGCCGCCACCUCCACCCCCUAGAAGGCAAACAGGGGUUGUUUCUGCAGCCCAACACCCUCCGUUGACGAUGAACCAAGCCCCUUUGAUCCCGUCAAACAAAUCCCAAGCAGUACCGCCAGUUGUUCCGCGACCAUCGUCGUCGGUGUCUCAAUCUUCACAACAAUCUAAGGGCAAACCGGCGCCACCUGUUGCAAAAAAGCCAGCUCAUCUUGCCACAGCACCAGCGUCCAUUUCAUCAGCGUUGACAAGCAGCGAAGACACCUACCAUACCGAUAAUCCGUUAGACAGACCGCCACUACCAGUGCGGGCCUCGACGGGCCUCUCAAACACAAGUUCGAGCACGGGAGGCGGUGUUGUCAGGAAGCCGAUAGGCACUUCAGCUAAACCCCCUAAACGGGCAGAAACAUUUAGUAUAGAAUCCGGAAGACAUGGCCCUCGAGCUGGAUCGGUCCCACUCCCAGGCAUGACACCUGUUGAGCCUCGACCAAAGCCGCAGAUCCCAGCCAAGAUCCAAAGGAAAGCUGCACCGGUAGACCUAUUAGACUCGUUGGGUGAUGAUAAUCACAGUGACAUGGGAAGCUGGGAGACGUUGGUUCCUAGCACACAAAAGUAG
Messenger RNA from Colletotrichum truncatum, 3948 nucleotides. Its product is annotated as SacI domain and endonuclease/exonuclease/phosphatase. NCBI's taxonomy places the organism in Eukaryota, Fungi, Ascomycota, Sordariomycetes, Glomerellales, Glomerellaceae. Gene Ontology annotation, cellular component: cytoplasm; membrane. Gene Ontology annotation, molecular function: phosphatidylinositol-4,5-bisphosphate 5-phosphatase activity; phosphatidylinositol-3,5-bisphosphate 5-phosphatase activity. The record is from RefSeq and is a predicted model, not a curated record. Gene Ontology annotation, biological process: phosphatidylinositol dephosphorylation.